Molecule: messenger RNA, 1215 nt
Organism: Glycine soja
Lineage: Eukaryota; Viridiplantae; Streptophyta; Magnoliopsida; Fabales; Fabaceae
Product: probable carboxylesterase 18
Exons: 1
Coding region: 56-1072 (338 amino acids)
Biological process (GO): pollen tube growth
Molecular function (GO): carboxylic ester hydrolase activity
Source: RefSeq, a predicted model, not a curated record
AAAAUGGCGUCGUGUUGGCUUUUACUUUUGAGUGAGUGACAGAAGCAAAGGAAGAAUGGCUUCCGAAACUCCAAAAGCAAAAGCCGUUCUACCAUGGACAACCCGCGUUUCAAUUUCCUUUCUCUCUACCCUAACGGACUUUUCACGCCGCUCUAACGGCACUGUUAAUCGCCGUCUCAUGAACUUCCUCGAUCGCAAAACCCAAGCCAACGCCAAACCCGUUAAAGGCGUUUCCACCAAAGACGUCACCGUCGACGCCAAACGGAACCUCUGGUUCCGAAUCUACAACCCCACCGCCGCCGACGCCGACGACGGCCUCCCCGUCGUCAUUUUCUUCCACGGCGGCGCCUUCGCAUUCCUCUCGCCGGAUUCUUUCGCAUACGACGCCGUCUGCCGACGUUUCUGCCGGCGAAUCCCCGCCGUCGUCGUCUCCGUCAACUACCGCCUUGCACCGGAGCACCGGUACCCUUCCCAAUACGACGACGGCGAGGAUAUCCUCAGAUUCCUCGACGAGAACCGCGCGGUGCUGCCGGACAAUGCUGACUUGUCGAAAUGCUUCCUCGCCGGCGACAGCGCCGGCGCGAAUUUGGCUCACAAUGUUGCGGUUCGGAUCGGCAAGUCGGGGCUCCAGUUGAUUCGGGUCGUCGGGUUGGUUUCAAUCCAGCCGUGGUUCGGCGGGGAGGAGCGGACGGCUGCGGAGGUUAAGUUGGACGGGGCACCGCUGGUAUCGAUGGCGAGGACGGACUGGCUGUGGAAGGCGUUUCUGCCGGAGGGGUCGGAUCGCGAUCAUGGGGCGGCGAAUGUGAGCGGGCCAAAUUCGGAGGAUUUGUCGGGUUUAUAUUACCCGGAUACCCUUUUGUUUGUGGGUGGGUUUGACCCGUUACAAGAUUGGCAAAAGAAGUAUUAUGAGUGGUUGAAAAAAUCAGGGAAAAAUGCUCAAUUGAUUGAGUAUCCAUCGUCGAUUCAUGCGUUUUAUAUAUUUCCUGAAUUGCCCGAGUCAUCUCAGUUGAUCUCACAGGUCAAGGAUUUCGUCACCAAGAAAAUUUCUGAUUUUCAAUCAAAUGUAUAUUAAGUUCAUGUUGGAGUCAAGUGUGUAUGGCUAUGCAAGUUCUUGUUUCAAGCCUUCUAAACAACAAAAAAGUAUUUAGUAUUAUUAGUAUUUGUAAGAUUUUAUUACUAUUAUAUGUUUGGAUCUCUCCAAAAUUUAAAAAGUAA